Molecule: messenger RNA, 1353 nt
Organism: Paramuricea clavata
Lineage: Eukaryota; Metazoa; Cnidaria; Anthozoa; Malacalcyonacea; Plexauridae
Source: the annotation of a GenBank genome assembly
UGGUUUCAGGGUAAAUGGUUGCCUCACCAAACACUUACCACAAAAAAUAUCAGCAUUGAUUGGCAAGAGCUCUAUGCUAUUGUGGUAGCCUCCUGCAUAUGGGCACCUUUAUGGGCUCAAAAACGAAUUGUGUUUUACUGCGAUAACCAGGCAGUGGUUUCCAUAAUCAAUUCCAAACGUUCAAAAGCCCUCGUAUUAUGGACUUAGUGCGUCCUUUAACCUUACAAACACUGAAAUAUAACUUUUAUUUCAAAGCCUUACAUGUGCCUGGUCAUUAUAAUGACAUUGCUGAUUCUAUCUCCCGUUUUCAGCAAACCAGAUUUCGGCGGCUAACACCGCAUGCAGACCAUCAACCUCAACCUCUACCAGAGGAACUUUCUCGUCUCUAGACGCUGACUUACGUCGUUAUCAACUUGCUUCGUUAGCUAAAGGUACGAUUAAACUUAUAGCAGUGGCGAAAAACAGUUCACGAAUUUCUACUAUCAAUUCCAUUUACAUAAGUAUGUGCCACUUCUGCCAACAACGGAAAACAUUCUGAUUUACUUUGCUGUUUUUCUCGCUAAGACGGUAAAUCCAGACACCAUCAAAGUCUAUCUCGCAGCAGUACGCCAUAUGCAUUUGGUUAACGGCUACGACCUUCAAAUCACCAAAUUUCAACGCCUACACUAUAUUUUGCGAAGUAUAAAGCGAGUAAAAGGAGUGUCUACAAGAACACGCCUACCAAUUACAUUAGACCAUUUGAAAUUGUUUCACCGCAUAUUACACUCACGGACAUCGCCAACACAUGAUGAAACCAUGAUUUGGGCAGCGAUUUCCAUAGCAUUUUUCGGGUUUUUGCGGAUUGGUGAAAUGACUUGCUCCGGUCCUUAUAAUUCUUCAACAAAUCUUUGCCGAUCAGAUGUAAGUUUUCAUAACAAAAAACGUGGGGAUAACGAGGUUUUUCUGCAACUACGAAUUAAAGCGUCAAAAACCGAUCCGUUUCGAGCCUCAGCCACAAUAACCAUUGGCAGCAAUUCUGGUAUAUAUUGUCCAGUAAGGGCCCUUCAAACCUACCUUUCACGUGCGCCAACGGACUAUGCGGGACCAUUGUUUUGCUACUCAAACGGUGUUCCUUUAUCACGUAGUCAAUUUACUAAGGAACUACGAACACUUUUGGCCCAAGGUGGUCAUCACCCUGCUCACUAUGCAGGCCACAGCUUUAGAAUCGGAGCGGCUACCACAGCUGCGUCCCAAGGUUUGCCUCAUUUGCUUAUUCAAACGCUAGGAAGAUGGUCUUCCGAUUGUUACCUCAGGUAUAUUCGCACGCCAAUCAAUGUCCUUACAGACGUUUCAAAACGAUUGAUUGCAGAGUGA